This is a messenger RNA of Helicoverpa armigera (cotton bollworm), 3296 nucleotides long. It is a transcript of the gene AP-2mu, whose product is annotated as Adaptor Protein complex 2, mu subunit. The record is from RefSeq and is a predicted model, not a curated record. The transcript is spliced from 11 exons. Lineage: Eukaryota; Metazoa; Arthropoda; Insecta; Lepidoptera; Noctuidae. The coding region runs from base 173 to 1495 and encodes 440 amino acids. Gene Ontology annotation, biological process: clathrin-dependent endocytosis; intracellular protein transport. Gene Ontology annotation, molecular function: clathrin-cargo adaptor activity. Gene Ontology annotation, cellular component: cytoplasmic vesicle; AP-2 adaptor complex.
UCUGUGCAAAAAUACUAUUGACGUUUCAUUUUGGGGGCGGUAUCGCCACUUCAUUAUUGUACCGAAUUCUAAUAAAAAAUGAGAUAAUUUAGCUUUUUCCUGUAAUUCGAGUAUAAUAAAAUAUUUCAUAUAACUCAUGUCACUAUCUGCAGUACCGUAGGUCUAAAUCAAGAUGAUUGGGGGCCUGUUCGUGUACAACCACAAGGGCGAAGUCCUGAUCUCGCGGGUGUACCGCGACGAUAUAGGGCGGAAUGCGGUGGACGCCUUCCGAGUGAAUGUUAUUCAUGCGAGGCAGCAAGUGCGCUCGCCUGUCACCAACAUCGCAAGGACUUCAUUCUUUCAUAUCAAGCGUGCCAACAUCUGGCUGGCCGCCGUCACCAAGCAGAAUGUGAACGCUGCUAUGGUGUUUGAGUUCCUGCUGAAGAUCAUAGAUGUGAUGCAGUCAUACUUCGGCAAGAUCUCCGAGGAGAACAUCAAGAACAACUUUGUGCUCAUCUAUGAGUUGCUUGAUGAAAUCUUGGACUUUGGCUACCCUCAGAACUCCGACACAGGUGUUCUGAAGACUUUCAUCACCCAGCAGGGCAUCAAGUCGGCUUCUAAAGAGGAACAAGCUCAGAUAACUUCACAAGUGACUGGGCAGAUAGGAUGGCGCCGAGAGGGCAUCAAGUACCGGCGCAACGAAUUAUUCCUGGAUGUAUUGGAGUAUGUCAACCUGCUCAUGUCUCCACAAGGUCAAGUGCUGUCAGCCCACGUUGCAGGCAAGGUGGUGAUGAAGUCAUACUUGUCAGGCAUGCCUGAGUGCAAGUUCGGUAUCAAUGACAAGAUUGUCAUGGAAGCUAAGGGAAAGGGCAAUGGAGGUAUAUCAGGCAACACAGACAGUGACCCAGCUCGGUCGGGCAAGCCUGUAGUAGUGAUUGAUGACUGCCAGUUCCACCAGUGUGUCAAGCUCAGCAAGUUCGAGACUGAGCACUCCAUCUCAUUCAUACCGCCUGACGGAGAGUUUGAGCUGAUGAGAUACCGCACCACCAAGGACAUCUCCCUACCAUUCCGAGUGAUCCCUCUCGUCAGAGAGGUGGGACGCACCAAGAUGGAGGUCAAAGUGGUGCUGAAGAGCAACUUCAAGCCGUCCCUCCUCGGACAGAAGAUUGAAGUCAAGAUCCCCACUCCGUUGAACACAAGCGGAGUACAGCUGAUAUGUCUGAAGGGGAAAGCCAAGUAUAAAGCCUCAGAGAAUGCUAUUGUUUGGAAGAUCAAACGCAUGGCUGGUAUGAAGGAAACCCAGCUGUCGGCUGAGAUUGAACUCCUGGAGACGGAUACCAAGAAGAAGUGGACCCGACCACCCAUCUCUAUGGGCUUCGAGGUGCCAUUCGCACCUUCUGGUUUCAAGGUCCGUUACUUGAAAGUAUUCGAACCUAAACUGAACUACUCCGACCACGAUGUGAUCAAAUGGGUGCGAUACAUCGGCCGCUCCGGACUCUACGAGACACGAUGCUAAACGAUAAACGAUUACAAUGAAUUGCACGAGCAAAGUGGUUGAAAGGACAUAGUAAUGGCGUGUUACAUAAUAUAUUUUGUAUAUAAUUUCACAUCACCCCAGAGAUUCCUUCUAUGAGUUAUAUUUUUUUAUUUUCCAACGUAAGUAUAGAAUAUGUUUAUGCUCACCUCUGUAUGCGUACAUACCAUGUUUUUAUAUCAUUGCAAUAUUUCAUAAUAAAAAAUGUAAAGUAUGAAUUAUUGGAUAAAAUAAUCACGUCAUUUUUAAUUAAUUUUCUACGUAUUUUAUUGGAAUUUUAGACAGAGGCCUCUUGUUAUUAGUAUUUUGAGAUACUUAUUAGAUUACUCGUUCGGCUAGCUCUAAGCUAUAAUGUUAUGGUUUUCCAAGCCGUAUAUACAAAGACAGCGAGACAAGGCUUUUAGGCCUUAUCUGAGAAUACUAUGGCCUAUUUCUUAGCCAAUCCAACUUCAUAUUUGACACCCUUCUGUCUAAAAUUCUAAUUAAAAAAAAGUAUCAAGAUUUAUUCGACAUUAUUAUAAAAUAGUAAUUUUUCAAAUAAGUUUUUUAUGUUUGUACAUUAUGUCAUUAUUUUCGAAUCUCAUACGUAUACUAUAACGCUUGCUUGUAUCAUUCGCUCCCUACCAACGGAUCUUUUGCGUGAAUAUAAAUUAAAUUAAUAAUCCUUUUAAGACAAAUAUAUCACUAAAAUAACCUUGUUUUCACAGUAACGUUAAUUUCCUAAAAAUACUCUAAAAUCUAACUAUAAAAUAUUUGUAUGAAAAUAAAUCGAAACUGUUAAGAAUUUAUAUAAGACCAUGUAUAAUUUCAAUAAUAACCUAAGAAUUAGCAGCUAUGAAGAAAUAGCUCAAAAUAUACGUUUUUGAAAAACUAGCACGCAUAAGGUUUACUAUACCAUUCCUACAUCUAAUGCUUUGUUCCAACACAUAAUAUAUGUAUAUUUAGUAAAUAAUAUAAUAAUAUAUAUAUUCUACAUUUAGAAUAUCUCUAUAAUAUGAAGUUAUGUAAUGUUAGGUAAUCAAUAGUAUUAAAUGUUAGAAUUAGAUUGGGGAUCGGCCACGAAUUAUGUUUUGAUGAGUAUCCACUUCUCGUUCAAGUUCCACGAUUAAGACCGUAGAACAUUUACGUAAUACUUAUGAUCAGUUUAAUAUAUUUCUUUUUAAAAGGUAUAUCUUUUAUAUACUUAAUACACUUGUUGAAUGAAUCUAUUGUUUCUUUGGUUAAAUGAAAUGAAUAAGUGUGGCUUUAAUCUCAUGCUACACGCGACCAAAUAUAUUCUAAGUGCAACUUAGAACCACGUGACAACAGAUUUCAGACCGAGACAAUCGCUAGCGUUGUCUCAUCUCUCAUAAUUAGUGGACGAUCCCUGUUUAUUAGAUUUUAUGAAUGAAUGGUAAAAAUUGGAAUUCAUAGUUAAUAUUUCUAAACCUGGUACAUGUUUCGAAAUUGUUCAUGUGAACUGGCGUGCAAAGAAACUGUUGAUAUUUUUAUCACCAGACAUAACUUUUUUUGUAUGUAAAAUGAUCUAAUAAUUUGUAUGUAAUAAAAGAAUAUGAUGGAUAAUGCAAUAAUACUAUUUUUGUCAUGAGCAAAAAAAGAGUUAUUUUUAUUUAAAAAUGUUAAAACGACUUUACGCUUUUGAUAAUUUUCAAUCGUUUAGGUAUAUUAUUUUGUAAAUAGAUGCGACAGUUUGUUUGCACACGAGAGUAAUUGCGUGCUGUUAUAGGGAAUGCUUAUUAUGUAUCGUGUUACAAAAACAAUGUACAAUAAAUGGUAAAAAAUA